AUGUGCAUAACAUUUCUCUUUAUUCAAGUAGUUUUAGUUCAUGGUCAACAGUCAUCACAAUGGAUUGGCACAUUUAAAACGGAUAACAGUUGUGAUCAAAGUAAAUGUUGUUGUCUAAAUGGAACUGUAACAAUUAGUGAACAGGAUGCAAAUAAUCUUGAACUAGUUGCUCCAUUAGCUGGUCAAUGUGAUUCACACAAAGAGAUUGAAGUACCGUUAGUUAAACCAGCUGGAUAUAUAACAACAAUAAAUUUUGGAGGUCAAACUUUUGAUGCACAAUUAACUGCCGAUAACAAGACGAUUAGUAUUGUUUAUGGGAUGAACAACGUAUGUAGUGUUAACGCCGUUCGUGAUAGUGGUCAACAGUUGUCACAAUGGAUUGGCACAUUUAAAACGGAUAAUAGUUGUGAUCAAAAUCUCUCAAAGUUUCUCAUAAUUUAG
Didymodactylos carnosus is the source of this 441-nucleotide messenger RNA. The record is from the annotation of a GenBank genome assembly. Lineage: Eukaryota; Metazoa; Rotifera; Eurotatoria; Philodinida; Philodinidae.